This is a messenger RNA of Cutaneotrichosporon cavernicola, 1716 nucleotides long. RefSeq lists its product as uncharacterized. Lineage: Eukaryota; Fungi; Basidiomycota; Tremellomycetes; Trichosporonales; Trichosporonaceae. The record is from RefSeq and is a predicted model, not a curated record. Gene Ontology annotation, cellular component: nucleolus. Gene Ontology annotation, biological process: rRNA processing. Bases 1 to 1716 code for a protein of 571 amino acids. Gene Ontology annotation, molecular function: RNA helicase activity; ATP binding; RNA binding. The transcript has 2 exons.
AUGUCAGUCGACACAGAAAUCAAGAUUAGCAAGGAGGAGCGCCGUGCCGCCAAGGAGGCCAAGCGCGCACGCAAGGCUGCCAAGGCCGCCGCUGUCGCCGAGGCUGGCGAGGGUGCUCCCAAAAAGGACAAGAAGCGGUCGCGUGAGGACGACGGCGAGAGCAGCAAGUCGAAGAAGGACAAGAAGGCCAAGAAGGUCACGUCGGGCGAGUCGACCCCGGCUCUCGCCACUGGCGCCUCAUCGCCCGUCGAGACCGCCCUCGCGACGCCCGCCGAGGCCGAGACCGGGACCACGCCGCUAUCGAAGAAGCAGCUUAAGAAGCUCAAGGCUGCCGCUGCGGCCGCUGAGGCUGUGGAGGCCACCGACGUCCCCGUCCCUGCCGACUUUACAGCCGCCGACAAGGCAUACCUCGCCGAGCAGAACAUUACUCUCGAACCGGCACUCUUCCCACCACACCUGAACAUGGCCACGCUGCCAGUGACGGCGCCCAUCGCGGCGUUCCUCAAGGCGUUCCCGAAGCCGACACCGAUCCAGGCCGUCUCGUGGCCUGCUCUCCUCGCGAAGCGCGACGUCGUCGGCAUUGCGGAGACAGGCUCCGGUAAGACCCUUGCGUUCGGCGUGCCGGGUAUUCAGCACAUCUCGUCGCUCCCCAAGCCGAGCAAGAACGGCAAGGGCAAGCUCGCGAUGCUCGUGCUUGCGCCCACUCGUGAACUCGCCCAGCAGAGCUUUGACACCCUCGUCAAGCUUGGCAAGGAGGCUGGCAUCAAGGCCGUCGCCCUCUUCGGCGGCGUCGGCAAGCACGACCAGAUCCGCGACAUUCGUGCCGAGGGCACACGCAUUGUUGUCGGCACGCCCGGCCGUACGCUCGACCUGGCCGACUCGGGCGACCUUGACCUCUCGUCCAUCUCGUACCUCGUCCUCGACGAGGCAGACCGCAUGCUCGACCAGGGUUUCGAGCAGGACAUUCGCCGUAUCAUCGCCCACACUCCCAACCACCCCAAGCGCCAGACCGUCAUGUUCUCCGCGACGUGGCCCGAGUCGGUGCGCCGCCUCGCGAGCACUUUCCUCACCAACUCGGUCAAGGUAACGGUUGGCUCUGACGAGCUCUCCGCCAACAAGCGCAUCACCCAGGUCGUCGAGGUCUUUGACAACCCGCGCGACAAGGACCAGCGUCUCCUCUACCACCUCCGCCAGCAUCAGAAGAGCCACCCCGGUGCUCGCGUGCUGGUGUUCGGGCUGUACAAGAAGGAGGCUCAGCGUCUCGAGUACACGAUCCGCCGCGCCAACUUCAAGGUCGGUGCGCUGCACGGCGACAUGUCGCAGGACGCGCGCUUCAAGGCGCUCGAGGCAUUCAAGGACGCUUCGGUCAACGUUCUCGUCGCCACCGACGUCGCUGCCCGUGGUCUCGACAUCCCCGACGUUGCUCUGGUCAUCAACGUCACUUUCCCCCUCACAACCGAGGACUUUGUCCACCGCUGCGGACGAACGGGACGUGCCGGCAAGACUGGGCGUGCUGUGACGUUCUUCACCGGUGAGAACCACGAAAAGUCGCUCGCGGGCGAGUUCAUGCGCGUUCUCCGCGACGCAGGCGCCGAGAUUCCCAAGGAGAUGGACCGCUUCCCAUCUACCAUCAAGAAGAAGGAGCACGGAGCGUACGGAGCAUUCUUCCGCGACACUGCCGACGCACCAGCGGCGACCAAGAUCACGUUCGACUAG